This is a messenger RNA of Scophthalmus maximus (turbot), 972 nucleotides long. It is a transcript of the gene prdx4, whose product is annotated as peroxiredoxin 4. Gene Ontology annotation, molecular function: thioredoxin peroxidase activity. Gene Ontology annotation, biological process: response to oxidative stress; cell redox homeostasis; cellular response to stress. The coding region runs from base 109 to 900 and encodes 263 amino acids. The transcript has 7 exons. NCBI's taxonomy places the organism in Eukaryota, Metazoa, Chordata, Actinopteri, Pleuronectiformes, Scophthalmidae. Gene Ontology annotation, cellular component: endoplasmic reticulum; cytosol. The record is from RefSeq and is a predicted model, not a curated record.
GAAGAGCGGGAGGAGGAGGAAGAGGAAGAGGAAGAGGAAGGCUCCUCUCAAAUCCUCGGGAAAACGCGUUGCCUGUGUGUGGCUACGUGCUCGUAGAGGAACAACACAAUGGAGUUUCUUUCCCACUUCAGCAGUGUGAGGCAGGGGCCUCUCUCUCUCCUCCUCCUCCUCAUCAUCAUCACCACCACCACAGUCACAUCUGCAGAGGAAGGCGCCAACGUGAAGAACUCCCAGUGUCACAACUACGCGGGAGGACACGUCUACCCCGGGGAGGCUUUCCGUGUGCCCGUGUCCGACCAUUCCCUGCACCUCAGCAAAGCCAAGAUUUCUAAGCCUGCACCACAAUGGGAAGGAACAGCCGUCAUCAAUGGCGAAUUCAAGGAGAGGAAGCUGUCAGAUUACAAGGGAAAAUAUCUGGUCUUCUUCUUCUAUCCCCUGGACUUCACAUUUGUUUGCCCCACUGAGAUCAUUGCAUUCAGCGAUCGUGUGCACGAGUUCCGUGCCAUCAAUACAGAGGUGGUCGCCUGCUCAGUGGACUCCCAGUUCACGCACCUGGCCUGGAUCAACACGCCCAGGAAGGAGGGUGGACUUGGACAAAUGAAAAUCCCUCUGUUGUCUGACCUCACUCACCAGAUUUCAAAAGACUACGGAGUCUACCUGGAGGACCAGGGACACACACUGAGAGGACUCUUCAUCAUCGAUGAUAAAGGCAUCCUGAGACAGAUCACCAUGAACGAUCUUCCAGUUGGACGGUCCGUGGACGAGACACUGCGACUGGUCCAGGCCUUCCAGUACACUGACAAGCACGGAGAAGUGUGUCCAGCAGGAUGGAAGCCAGGCAGCGACACAAUCAUUCCUGACCCCUCGGGCAAACUGAAGUAUUUUGAUAAACUGAACUGAUCUGUGUUUCUGUUUUCCCAGUCUGUGAAAUCCACCACUUACUGAAGGUUCAAAUAAAACGUGUUUUCCUAA